Messenger RNA from Exserohilum turcica Et28A, 1283 nucleotides. RefSeq lists its product as uncharacterized. Lineage: Eukaryota; Fungi; Ascomycota; Dothideomycetes; Pleosporales; Pleosporaceae. The coding region runs from base 1 to 1218 and encodes 405 amino acids. Gene Ontology annotation, molecular function: hydrolase activity. The record is from RefSeq and is a predicted model, not a curated record. The transcript has a single exon.
AUGUUACCCCGCACUGUGCCUAUCCUCGUUCUUGCAGCCACCGCGCUCGCAGCUGCUGCACCGCAAUCGUCACCCGCCAUACCGACGGUCCUGGAGCCAUCCGAAUCCAAAGCCCUCCUCUAUCUCCACCGCAAGCUUAUAGAAACCGAAUCGAUAGGCGGCAAUGAAAAAGACGUCGGCGACUGGCUCACCAAAUACCUGCGCGACCACAAUUGGACUGUAGAGCGACAACAGGUCUCCAGAGACCGUUAUAAUCUCCUUGCCUACGGCAGCAAGCGCGAGACCACCAUUCUCCUCUCCUCACACAUCGAUGUCGUCCCACCGUACUGGCCGUACUACUACAACGAGACUACAGGUAUAAUAGGUGGGCGGGGCAGUGUGGACGCCAAAGGCAGUGUAGCGCCUAUGAUUAUCGCGGCAGAGGGCAUCAAGACACACCUGCAAGACGACAUAUCAUUGCUAUUUGUCGUGGGCGAGGAGACGGGUGGCGACGGCAUGCGCGCCUUCAGCGACUGGUCUGAGCGACCUUCGUCGCACGAAAUCAUCAUUUUCGGAGAGCCCACAGAGGCAAAGCUCGUCUGUGGACACAAGGGUAUGCUGGGGUUUGCCGUCAGGGCAACGGGUAAGGCGGCGCACUCGGGAUAUCCCUGGCUGGGCGUGAGCGCAAACGACAUCAUGGUCGACGCGCUGGGCGAGCUGCUCAAGCUAAGGGAACAUUUGCCUUGGAGCGAAAAGUACGGGAAUACCACAAUGAACUUUGGGCGUGUACAAGGCGGUGUCGCGGCAAAUGUGGUCGCCGAAACCGCAACGGCAAACAUUGCUACACGCCUCGCUGCAGGAACCCCUGAACUAGUCCGCGGACUCAUCAUAGACGCGCUGAAAGGAGUCAAGGAGUCCGCGCAGCAAGCAGGCGGCGACCUCGACGUCGAGUGGGGAAGCGAGGGCUACGGCGUCGUAGACAUCAACUGCGACAUUGAAGGCUUCGAGACAAUGACGGUGAAUUACGGUACCGACGUGCCGAAUCUCUCCGGCGACCACAAGCGGUACUUGUACGGCCCUGGCUCCAUCUUCGUCGCGCAUUCAGAUCACGAGGCACUUAAGCGCAAGGAGCUCGAAGAAGCCGUGCUCGACUACCGCCGUCUCAUAAUCAAGGCUACGGAGGUGCGCAAGCAGGAGCAGCGCGGUGAAGAAGUCAUUCAAGACCAGAUUGAACUGUAGUGUAAAAACGGCGAAUAGCUAGCCAUGUAUCUAUAUAUACCCCCAAGUCACGCAAUCAUAAUGAC